This is a messenger RNA of Cyprinodon tularosa, 3341 nucleotides long. RefSeq names its product verrucotoxin subunit beta-like. Gene Ontology annotation, molecular function: protein binding. The transcript is spliced from 3 exons. The record is from RefSeq and is a predicted model, not a curated record. NCBI's taxonomy places the organism in Eukaryota, Metazoa, Chordata, Actinopteri, Cyprinodontiformes, Cyprinodontidae. Bases 81 to 1796 code for a protein of 571 amino acids.
GUGUGUCUCCCUCACUGAGAAUAUAAGUAUGAGAAUGAAACUGCUCUUUUAGACCUCAGAAACAUUUCUGCAAUAACAAGAUGGGCUCUGAGAAGAUGUUAGAGAUGGCCACACUUGGCAGACCGUUUAGCCUUGGGAUGCUGUAUGACCGCCGCCAAGACAUACCUAUUCCUGGAUUAACACUGUGGGACUGUGAUGGCUUGGAAAAGGACAAAACAGAAAAUUCACAACCAAACAGUGAGUUUGAGAUAGUUGCUUCAGAAUCCAUUGAGGACAAAAUUUCCGCCCUGAAUGUUGAAGCCUCAUUAAAGGCAAGUUUUUUGGGUGGACUGGUUAAAGUUGAAGGAUCAGCAAAAUACCUCAAUGAUCAGAGAACAUCCAAGAAUCAAGCCAGAGUAACCCUAAAAUACAAAACCACAACAAAAUUUCAAGCACUGUCAAUGAAUCAUCUUGGAAGAGGCAACGUUAAACAUCCAUAUGUUUUUGACCAAAAAAUAGCAACACAUGUGGUCACGGGCAUUCUAUAUGGAGCUCAAGCAUUUUUUGUCUUUGAACAAGAAAAAUCGGAUACAGAAAGUCAUCAAGACAUCCAGGGCAACUUAAAAGUUAUGAUUGAGAAGAUUCCAUGUCUUUCUAUUGAAGGUAAAGGUUCUUUAAAUCUGGAAGAUAAGGACAUUGAAAAAAUACGAAAGUUCUCUUGCAAAUUCCAUGGAGAUUUCCUACUGGAGAAAACUCCAACGACCUUUCAGGAUGCAGUAGAAGUCUACCAAAGCCUGCCCAAGUUGCUUGGUGCCAGUGGAGAAAAUGCUGUACCAAUCAAGGUCUGGCUGUUGCCUCUUACAAUUUUAGAUUCUUCUGCUGCUAAACUUGUUCGUGAGAUAAGCGUAGGUUUAAUUCAAGAAGUACAAGGUGUCCUGGAGGAGUUAAGUGAGCUGGAAAUAAGGUGCAAUGAUGCAAUAAGGAACAUCACCACACAGCAGUUUCCACAGAUAAGUAAAAAACUUAAACAUUUUAAAAAUAUGUGCUCUGAGUUCAGGCUUGGAUUUCAACAAACAUUAGCAAAGAAACUUCCAUCUAUCCGAGGAGGAGGGGAGGAGGAAUCUGAGCUUAUAGAAGUUUUGAAGAUGAAGAUUUCUUCACCUUUCAAUGGAAAAAACCUCAAUCAGUGGAUGGACUGUAAAGACAGAGAAAUUUACAUCCUUAAAUCUUUUACCAGGAAAAUGAAAAACACCAAAAUCAUCCCAUCACAAAGUAGCCUUCAUGAGGAGCUUUUUAGUGCAGACCAUGCUUUGUGUUUUGUCUUCACAUCACUGGAGAGACAUGAACCAUACCUCUCUGCUAUGUUCAAUUACCUCAAAGGAAGAACUGAGACAGAUGAGUCCCAUACUUAUGAUGUGGAAAAGGAACAGUGGUAUCUCUCAAGGAGCUUGACAGAUGAGAUAAGAACAAAAGUAAAAAUCUUUACGGAUUUUGCAGAAGCCAACCAAGAGAACACAAACAUAAAGUUCCUGGCUGUAGGUUUAACAGAUAAUAAACAUGAAGGCUCAACCAUUUACCUUUACAAAGACUGUUUCCCUAUCAGUGAGAAUUUUGAGCCUCCUUCAAAACCUGAAAGUGUGACAGCAGUUGACAUAAACCAUGCCAGUGUGACCCUGAACAUUUCUCCACCCUUAUUUGGAGCAAAGCACAUCACCUCCUACUCUGUUGAGUACUGUGUGAGUGGAGAAAAUGAAUGGGAACAAAAAAUAGAAUCAAUAACUGCAGAAAUCACAGUGAGCCACCUGAAGCCAAACUGAGUACCUGUUCAGAUGCAGAGCAGUAACCUACGCAGGUGUAGGACCAGCCAAUUUAAUCUCUAAUCCAAUUAAGACUCUACCCUGCAGUCCUCCUGAAAAAUGUCAAGUUGAACCACAAUCAUCUGAGAUUUUAGUAAGUUGGGAGAAACCUGCAAAGCUGGGGCCAGAUGUUCAGAUAAUGAGCUACAUUGUGGAAUAUGCAAACACAACUAAUAGUUCAAAUGUAGAAGAUCUCCUUUGGAACCAAACAAGGUCAAAAAGUGAAAAUGCCAUAAUUUCAGGACUUGACCAUGAAACAGAAUAUGCAGUCAGGGUCUGAUGUGACUGCGGUGGAGCUGGCAGAAGUAAAGAAAGCAAGAUUGUUAAAGCUUGUACCACAAAGUCGAAAUGUCUUCUGCUUGUUGACUAUCUGAAAAAUAUUAGCAAAAAAAAGUCUCAAAUCUCAAGUCUCCCAUUAGUUUAUCAACUCCCCCUGAGACAUGAUGACGUAGACAUAGAUGGAUGUACUAGGUAUACGUUUGGUAAAGAAAGUCUAAGACCCAAUCGCACCAUUAUGCUUCUAGGAGCAACCGGAUCAGGGAAAUCUGCCCUCAUCGAUGGGAUGAUCAACUACAUUGUUGGUGUAGAUUGGAAGGACAGUUUCAGAUUUAAAUUAAUUAAUGAGUAUUCCUCAAGGUGCCAAGCCUACACACAGACCCAAGACGUCACUGUGUAUCGAAUCUACCACCAGGAUGGGUUUAAAAUCCCUUACUCUCUCACCGUUUUAGAUACGCCAGGCUUUGGAAAUACCAGGGGUAAAUCAACAGACCAGGAGAUCACAAAAAAGAUCCAAAGGAUCUUUAGCUCAGCUGAUGGACUCACAGAGAUUAAUGCCAUUGGCUUUGUUACUGAGGCCUGUCUGACAUGUCUAACAGCAACACAUAAAUAUGUGUUUAACUCAGUCCUAUCCAUUUUUGGUAAAGACAUAGCAGAGAACCUUAUCAUGCUGGUCACUUUUUCAGAUGGAAGAAAACCACAAGUUCUUGAACCACUUAUGGCAUUUGAUGUUCCAUGUCCCAAAGAUGACUUUGGAUUUCCGAUUCAUUUCAAGUUCAACAACUCUGCACUGUUUGCACAUAAUAAAUGCCAAGAGCACAAUGCUAUGGAUGAGGAAUCUGCUGAAUAUGAGGAUAUAAGCAUCAGUGAAAUGUUUUGGAAGAUGGAGAUGAAAAAUAUGAAGAAGUUAUUCGCUGCCUUGGAGACAAUGACAUCUACAAGUCUGCUGAUGAACAAGGAAGUUUUGAAACAUUAAACAAGUUAAGAAAACAAAAGACAAGAAAGCCAUCCUAAUUUUGAUUUAAAAUCUCGAUUGAAAUGAAUAUUACUGAAUAAUCCACAAAGAGCAUGAUCAGAGGGGGAUGUAUAUUACUAACCAUGAAAAUUGUCCUGUCAGUGGAUCUCUUAAUUAUAAAACAAUAUUUGGAUUAUUUUUGCAUUUGGACUGUGUAAUUUAAAUGAAAUAUGCAGGUAGGAAUAUAUCUACCUACCUACCUACCUACCUACCUA